Messenger RNA from Filobasidium floriforme, 2913 nucleotides. Its product is annotated as putative spindle pole body component alp6. Gene Ontology annotation, molecular function: gamma-tubulin binding; microtubule minus-end binding. The record is from RefSeq and is a predicted model, not a curated record. Lineage: Eukaryota; Fungi; Basidiomycota; Tremellomycetes; Filobasidiales; Filobasidiaceae. The transcript is spliced from 14 exons. The coding region runs from base 99 to 2822 and encodes 907 amino acids. Gene Ontology annotation, biological process: mitotic cell cycle; microtubule nucleation; meiotic cell cycle. Gene Ontology annotation, cellular component: centrosome; equatorial microtubule organizing center; spindle pole.
UCGCAAGUGAUUGCGAGCAUUUCGAUUCAUCACAAGCUCAUGAAUCAUAGUCUUGGUGAAUUGAGAUCGACAACACUUACUGACUGAACGUCGCAAAAAUGUCAAAUGAAGCUACCCGCCGUCCGGAAUCUAGGUCUGGACGUCAGACACCCCUCUCGCAACCAACGAGCGAGCCGGCUGCAACGACAGGAAUCGAGCCGAGAUCUCGAACGCGGGAAGCUUCAGGCAGUCAAGCGGCUGGCGAACCGGUCGGGGACAAGGCCUCAAAGACUGAUGUAGGAGAGAUCAAACGGAGAGAAUACGCGAGAACUACCGCUCGGUCAGGUCAGAAAGAGGUAGACGUACAACCUGAACUCCGUCGAAGAGCAUCAAGAACGGAUACAACAGAGAGGUCCAAGAGAGUACCUCGACCUAUAUCCGUGCCAGACCUUGAGCCUGUGCCGCCUCCAGGUUUCAAAGAGCCAGGGACCGGAAACACGCUCAAUUCGCCAGCCCCGAUGCCGACUCUAGACCCUUCAGAAACCGAAGGCAAGACGAGAGCAGAGAUUUUGAAUACCUGGAAGCAGAAGACUGGUGUCAAAGCGGUAGAUACAUCGCUGCUUCUCCGAGACAUGCUGUACCUUCUGCAAGGUAUCGAUGGUAAAUACGUUCGCUUUGAUCGCAAAACAAAGGCUCAGAAGAGCCGAGAGGUGAAUCCGUAUCUGGGCAACAUCGAAUUCACCCGCAAAGGAGAAGGUUCGCAGCUCGACAGAGAUCUGAGAAAGGGAAAAGCACGAGGGGACUUGCUGCUUGGAGGCGGUGUAGAGGAAGAUGACAUUACUGGGGUCACGUUUGUGAAUGAGUCGGGCCAAUCCUAUGAGGCCUCCGAAUCGCUCAAAUCGACAAUCGUAUCGCUCGCCGAGUUGGGCAUGUUAUACAGAGGGGUCUAUAAUUUCGUCAGGGUGACCCAGGCAACUGCUGGCGUGUCUAUCGGAGCGGGAGGGAUGACUGCUCAAAGCCUGUGCUUUGUGCUACAACGAGAAUUAUCUGGGUAUCAUGAGCUUCUCACCUUGUUGGAGAAUCAGAUGAAGCGCACAGAGUCGGAAUUGCCUCCUCAGAGCGAAGGGUCUCGGGAUUCUUCUCGGGUCGUGGAUCACGAUUUCCCAGCACAAAAUUCAGGCAUGACAUUUCAACGCCUUUCGCUGUGGACAGAAGAGUCGAAUCUUAAGAUGAGGAUGAUGAGCACACUAGUCAGCGAAGCCAGCACUGCUAGAGGUGGAGCUCUGAUUUCUGCCAUUCACGCUCAUACUUUGCAUGGCGAUCCUUCUGUGCGGGAGUUUGCGAACGAUGUGCUCGAAGAGGUCUCCAAACCUUUUUUCAAAUCACUACAAAGUUGGAUUUUCUCGGGGCAACUUCAUGAUCCCUUCAACGAGUUUUUCAUACAACAGGAUGCAGAAAUCGCGAAGCGUUCCAACGGUCGCCACACACCGCACGGCGACUAUGGCUUCGGAAAUGGGGAUGCUGAAUUCGGCGGAGAUGAUCCGUACAUGAUCUGGGAGAAGCGGUAUAUAUUCGUCAAGGAUAUGCUUCCCAUCUUUGUGAACGAAGAGUUUGGUCGCAAGAUCUUCAUUACUGGGAAAAGUAUCAAUUUUAUCAGGUUCAGUUGUCAAGACAGCGACUGGACUUCCGUUCAAGCACAGUCCACAGAGGAAGAUGCAGUCCUUUGCUACGGUGACAUUGCUCACCUGGAAAGAACAAUCGAUGCAGCGUAUUCCUCGGCCAGCAAGCGGUUGUUGGACAUCUUCUUCGACCGCUUCAAGCUCCUUGAGCACCUCGAGGCGAUGCGACGAUACGUCCUGUUGUGCGCGGGGGAUUUCGCCGACAUAUUGUUAGAAGGGCUUAGCCCACGACUAGACCGAGACGCUUCCAAGCUGCUACGACAUCAUCUCGCGUCAGAUAUCGAGACUGCGAUUCAAGGCAGCAAUGCCAGACACGAACCAGAAGACGUCUUGCGCAGACUGGACGCCCAGAUAUUGACAUUUUCCCCGGGAGCCCUCGGGUGGGAAUGCUUCUCCUUGCAAUACAAGGUCGAAGCACCGAUCAAUGCUGUGCUGGAUGAUGCAGCGACUCGCGACUACGACAGGAUAUUCAUGUAUCUCUGGCGGGUACGACGUGUAGCCGCAUCACAACGCAAGCGCUGGCUUAGGAGCACGUUCGAGCCUCGGAAUUUCCGGAGUCUAAAGGGCUAUAAAAGUGCAUGGCACCGUUGUCAUAUACUUCAAGCUCAGAUGAUACAUUUUGUGGCGGAACUUCAAGCCUUCUGCCAAUUGGAAGCCAUCGAACUGGCGUGGCAGGACAUGCUCGAGUUUGAACGCACCCGACAAGGUGACCUAGAUGCGUUGAUCUUGGCACAUCGAACAUAUCUACAAAACAUCAUGUCAAAAGCACUCUUGAUCAACCCAAAAGACCCGAAAGAUAACUCGCUCAACGCCACUGUGAACAAGAUCCUAGAUCAGAUCAUGCAAUUCGGACAUCAAUUGGACUCGCUUUAUAAUCUCUCUGUAGCGGAAAAGACACGUCUUACCCAAAAGGCUGAGGUGGAGCGGGGUGUACUUCCUGCAUCAGUUUUGACCGACAACGGCGAAAAGGCUGCAGCACAGCUGCAAGAUCUCAACCGUCAAAUCGAAGAUCAAACAAAGAAGUUCAAGUCAAGCAUGACCAAUCUGAUAACAGGUCUCGAAUCCCAUUCGAACUACGAAGUCAAAUUUUUGGCCGUGCGCCUGUCGUUCAACGAGGUCUAUGUCGCAAAGAGAACCAAGAAGACGGCGACAUCCCGAACGUAAAUGAUUCCCACUGUACAAGGCACAAACAAGCGUGGCCCAAAUGUACGUUGAUGACCUUGACGACGAGAUGACGAUGAUACCCGGUGUACAU